GGAAAAUGCUUAUAAUACAAUGAAGGAACAAUAAAAAGCAGAGGAAAGCCCGAAAAAUAAUGCAGAGCAUGUAGUGGCAGCAAGGGAGCAGCUUUUUUCCUUAACCCAUUUUGAUUUUCAUGUGGUUAUGAUUUGUCUCUCUAAUGUGCGUGUAUAUACCAACGUGUAUCCUUUGCAUAUGAAUUAUCAAACAGUGAAUCUUAACAGUUUUGAAGUUGGAGAAGAUUUUACUUUCCAAGAUCCAGCAUCGAAAGUCCUCAAAAUUUUCCCGGAAAAUCGUGGUGGGAUUUCUUGAUUCUUGAGAAAAAAGGAGAAAAAAGAAAAAAUUCUCUUGUCGGAUUUCUUUUCAAGACGGUUCUUCCUUUUCGAUUCUGUUUUUCCAAUCUUGCCUCAUCAGUCAGUCAUCGCCUCUCUUUCUUCCCUUCUCUUCCUUUGAAGCUCCAAAAAUGGCGUCCAAACUCUGUAAUAUUUGAUUUUGUUUUGGUGGGUUUAUUUUGUUCUUUUUUGUUUUCAAUUUUCACUUCUCUCUAACUUGCAUUUCGACUUUCCAUUUAAGCAAAUCAUUUUGAAAAUUUUGUUUAAAGAGAAGAAAGCUGGUUUUUCAAAAAUUUGAGAAAACCCCUUAAAAAGCUUUUAGGAAUUCAAAACGGUUAUGGAACUUUUGAGGAAGUGUAAUCUGAAGUCCAAAAUUUUUCAAAAUCCAGCUUAACUUUUAGUCAUGAUUACUUCAUUAAAUGUACAAGAGAAGAAAACGCUUAUAAUUUCUGGGUUCUGCAUGCCUUGAAAACUUAAAUCCCUUGUAUAAAUCGUACAAUCCAUUUGGCGUUUUGGCACUUCCUUAUUUUUGAUUUCAUUUCAAUCUCCUUCUUUUGCUAUAAAUUCUCCCUUUUCCCUUCAUUAUUUCUCAUUCACAUCGGUUCCUUCUUCUUCUUUGCUCUGUUUCUUCUUUUUCAAUACUCUGUUUUUUUUAAGAAAAACAAUGGGUUUGGUUUCAUUGAGGAAUUUCUUCGUCCUGUCUUUAGCUUUGAAUGUGAGUUUGAUUUUAAGAGCUAUAAAUCAGAAUGAGAAGCUCCAUAGUGGAGCUUUAAUGGCGGUCGAGAAAGGGGCUAAAGUAGCUCAAAUGACAUUUUUGUCCUUCCCAUCUCUGUCAUCUCCAUCAGCAGCUGCUCCUGAAACCCAAACUCCUCUUGGUAGAGAAAGAGUCGUUAAUCUUGACCAUGGUGAUCCGACAAUGUAUGAGCAAUAUUGGAAGCCAAUGGGGGACAAGACUACAAUAGUUAUCCCUGGAUGGCAAUCAAUGAGCUAUUUUUCUGAUGUUACGAACCUUUGUUGGUUCAUGGAGCCUGAAUUUGCCAAGCAAAUUGUCAGGAUACAUAAGGUGGUCGGUAACGCCGUGACUGAGGGGAGGCACAUUGUUGUUGGGACGGGAUCAUCUCAACUUCUCUUAGCUGCCCUCUAUGCGUUGUCCCCACAAGAUUCUUCGAACCCAAUCAGCGUGGUCUCUGCAGCCCCGUACUACUCGUCUUACCCUUUAAUGACCGAUUGUGUUAAGUCGGGGAUCCACAAAUGGGCCGGUGAUGCGAAGAUAUUUGACAAGGAUGAGCCUUACAUUGAAUUGGUCACCUCCCCCAACAAUCCUGAUGGCUUUGUUCGACAUCCCAUGGUGAACCGAACUGGUGGUAUAUUGGUCCACGACCUUGCUUAUUAUUGGCCACAAUAUACGCCAAUAUCCACCCCGGCUGACAACGACUUGUCACUUUUCACCGUGUCAAAAAGUACUGGUCAUGCUGGGUUGCGUAUUGGGUGGGCUCUUGUGAAGGAUGUUGAAGUUGCAAAGAGAAUGAUCAAAUUCAUAGAGCUGAAUACGAUUGGUGUGUCUAAAGACUCGCAGCUUCGAGCUGCCAAAGUUCUCGAAGUAGUAUCUGACAGUUGUGAACAAGCCGGUGGUUCGGAGUAUACGGAAUCCUUCUUCCAUUUCAGCCACACCGUCAUGACCGAGCGAUGGAGGCUGCUAAGGGAGGCAGUGAAGCGCAGCGGCCUAUUUAGUUUGCCUAAUUUUUCUCCUGCACAUUGCAACUUCUUUGACAACAACUUGGGAACUCAACCUGCAUUCGCGUGGUUAAAAUGUGAUAAAGACAACGUUGAAGAUUGCGAGAGCUUUCUCCGAGGCCACAAGAUUCUCACACGUGGCGGAAAGCAUUUCGGCGUUGGCUCAAAAUAUGUUCGAAUUAGCAUGUUGGAUCGUGAACAAACCUACAAUUUAUUUAUAGAAAGACUGUCUCAGAUCAGGUCAUGACAUCUGAUAUUGGUAAAGGGGCUGUGAUGGCAUUAGAGGUUGAAAGAAGCAGAGGGGGUUUUUGGGCUUGCAAAUGUAAAUUUCAAUAUGAAAAUGAGAAAAAGGGAAGUAUUUGUUAUUGAUUAUGGAUGCAAGAUCUCAAUUUAUUAUAAUAAUAAUAAUAUUAUUUUUUAGAAAAA
Molecule: messenger RNA, 2475 nt
Organism: Cucumis melo (muskmelon)
Lineage: Eukaryota; Viridiplantae; Streptophyta; Magnoliopsida; Cucurbitales; Cucurbitaceae
Product: tryptophan aminotransferase-related protein 2-like
Exons: 5
Coding region: 980-2296 (438 amino acids)
Biological process (GO): amino acid metabolic process
Molecular function (GO): carbon-sulfur lyase activity; transaminase activity
Source: RefSeq, a predicted model, not a curated record